Symbiodinium sp. CCMP2456 is the source of this 3581-nucleotide messenger RNA. NCBI's taxonomy places the organism in Eukaryota, Dinophyceae, Suessiales, Symbiodiniaceae. The record is from the annotation of a GenBank genome assembly.
GAACUGCGGGUGGUCCACAUCUAUGGUAUCAUCAACUACGGGGGCCAGUGUUAUCGCCGGUUGGAGUACUCCACGAACUGCAAAUACGCCCUUGGAGGCCUGCAGCCCGCUUUUCAGAAUCGCCCAUCUCCCUGGCCGGAAUGGGGACGUCACCAGGCCGGGAUCCUCCCAAGGGCAAAGGCGAGGACGGCCGGGAGCCGCUGGACGACGAUGCCCAGUGGUCAGACGGCGACGUCAGUGAGGAGGAGGACGACGAAGGUGAGCGCACCGUCUGGGAACGAGCGCAGCGUGAGGGCGAGCAGCUCUCCCGGCACCAGCGGAUGUCCUUGAUGACGAAGAAGAUCGUGAGAAUGACGAUGCUGCUGUGCUUGCCCGUACUGGCUUCGAAGGUUCUCAGUGUUGUUUCACUGCCAAACACUCGCCUCUCUCCUUCAGUGGAGUCCUACGUGUGGAUUCAGGGUCUGGAGGGUCCACGUUUCCGGGCUUACAGCAGCUGGCUAGAAGAUUGGGUUCAGGGCGAAAGAUUCGUACUGAUGGAAGUGCAGACCAUCGGCCUACCAACUGCAUGGACUCCGGUUGACAGCAUCCGUUCGUCCAGACAUCAGGGCCUGCUUCCCGAAGCCUUGCUCAAGAGUUAUCGCUUCUACCAGACCAAUUCCUGGCCACACCGGGUGAUUCACGGAUACAAGGCUUCCCUCCGUCGUGUGUCAACGGAGGUCUUGGACUACAACUUGGGCAUUGAGCAGACGACCUCAAUGGACAUGGAUUCCCCGUACAUUGUCAGCUUCAUGCGCGCGAGCAAGCAGGCAAUGUCGAUAAGUUUCAAGAUUUUGGAUUACAAUGGCGACACGGUCGUGUCCGACACCACUGUGCAGCUAGAAGACUUGAGUACGUCGGUGCCAAGCUCAUGCACAUGUACAUCGCCGACGAUUCCUCAAGAGGUGGAGUCCAAGUAUGGUCAAAGCUAUGGGACUUCGUGUCAGGCGUGGGAUAACGCCAACUGUGGCCAGUUGUGGGGUGACUUGUCGGUGGGCUCCUGGUGCUGUAGACCUUGGUGUUAUGCGUCGCAGGACUGUCCAGAUGCAUACCGAAGUGAGGCGAUCCCAGGUCAGUACUUCAGUUAUGCGGCCUGUGACACUGUGAGCCCAGCCUCACCUUGCACGUGGACAUCUGUGGCCGAGCAAAAUGAUCCGUGCAAGUGCAAGAACUCCGCGAGUGUGUUCAGCACUGCAAUGAAUGCCACAUUUACAAGCGACUACGGAGCCACCUGCGGCACGUGGGACAUGCAAAACUGUGACAUCAACUACCGGCCAGACCAGGUAGACACCUGGUGCUGCAAAAGCUGGUGCUACGUGGACAAGGAAUGUUCCACCGCAAAGCAGUCCCUGAAUCCUGGCAUGGAGGGUCUCUUAUUCUGGUCCGACAACGUUUGCCCAGACGAUCCUCUCCUGGUUUCACAGUGCCCCUACAAGCCGAAACCGAACAUCACGGCAGGGAGCACUGCCUGCGCUUGCCUGGACGUGUCGAUGCCUACCUAUGACCUUUUGAAGGCUGGCCUGGACUCGACCUACUCAGACUACGGUCGACAGUGUGCGCCUCACGAUGCGACCAUCUGCGAGACUACGUACCCAAAUGCUGCGCAUGACAUGUGGUGCUGCAUGUCGUGGUGUUGGGUUGACUCGAGCUGUCCACAUGCACGAGCAUCAACACAGUGGCCCGGGAAGUUCUUCAGCACCGCGGGCUGCGAGAUGGACGCGGACGUGGUCUCGAGCUGCAAAUACUCACGCGUUUGCGAGUGCCGUGGCUCGCUGCCAGCCGGGACGCUGCCUGCGGGAUUCUCCAGCUCCUACGGCUCCUCAUGCAGUGCGUGGGAUGCCACUGGCUGCAAGGCGACAUGGAGCGCUGAUUCGGACUCGCAGUGGCAUACGCAAUCUGAUCACGAGUGGUGCUGUGAUGCAUGGUGCUACGUCGACAAUGCUUGCCCUAUCGCCAAAUUGUCCUGGCUUGGCACUGGAUACUAUUUCAGCUACGAGACAUGUGAUGACCCAUCCACGAACUAUGACGAGCCAUCCGACUCGUGCAUUUCGACCCGGAGGCGUGCUCUCAGAAGGCUGGGUCAGAUGAUUGAGGAAUCUCUCGAUGAGGUGGACCCAGAUGAGUCUGAGGAGCGGCGACUCUCAGCCAGAAGACGCAUCGGUGAAAGUGCCCGCCGGCGAAGGACUGCCACCUCGACUGCCCGUCGGCGACGCUCUCCACCUGCGCCUCCCACUACUGCGAGAAGGCGAGCUCCUUCGAAACCUUCUGCGGCCAGCCGUCGUCGCAGAGCUACCCCGACAACGCCACGGCGACGAGCAGUUCGCCGCAGAACGCCUCCUCCGACACCACCUGUCGUAUCAAACAGCCGUCGUCGCAGCACUGGCAUCGGCGGGACGCACACGAUGACUCCCCGCCGCAGACGUGCACCGACUACCACUCUCAGUCCACGGCGGCGUGCCACUCCGUCACCAACAACCACUCCGUCUCCUUCGCCGACUGUCAGUCCGCGGCGCCGUGCCACAACCACCACCCCGUCCCCGUCGCCGACUGUCAGUCCACGGCGUCGUGCCGCAACCACCACUCCGUCCCCGUCGCCUACUGUCAGUCCACGGCGUCGUGCCGCAACCCCAACUCCGUCCCCGUCGCCCUCGCCGUCGCCGUCGCCUCCGACAACAAGGCGAAGGCGAAGUACGCCGUACGGCUACAACAGCAAGAACGACAUGAUGAACAACCAUGGUGGGACCAUGCCUCAUCAGACCAACUACGGUUACUCUGGCUCGGAUGCUGUCUCAGCCAAUUCGAACACUAAUGUCGCCAUUUAUGCGGCAGGAGCAGCGGUUGCUGCAGCUGUGGUUGGCGCUGGGGCUGCAUAUGCCUAUAACAGCAUGUACGGAGAUGCAUAUAGCGACCACCGCCGCCGCCGAGCAAACUCGUUCGAAACGCCAGACCUUUGCACCGUCACCGCCGCUGGAAGUCGAAACGGCGACUUCAUGGAAUGCCAGAAGUGCUACGACCACUACGGCAUUUCCAGCUGUCCCUCUGCAAGUUCCUGCAACACUCCUACGGGGUGCAGCUACACGACUCCCCAAAGCUUGAGCCGGGAUGACCUGGCAGCCACAGGUUUCGUACCAGAAGGCUAUACCUUCCCGCUCCGCGUCAUCUUCACCAGCGUCACUGGUGCAGGAAUCGUCACUGACCCGCUGUCAGGCGGCCUAUGCCCACCUACGACUGCAGCGGAAGCCGAAUAUGUUGAGAGAUUCAACAAAACCAUGUCCUUCAAGCCCGAGCUGUUCUUGGUCCUGACCAAGCAGAGUGCAUUACGGCAAGCCGAGCCAUGUGAGAGAGACACGCUAACGACUUGCUCAUUCUACUCUUGCUCGCCGGAAAGAUCGGUUUGCGAGAAUGAACUUUGCCUUUGUGAUUUAGGCUACUGCUGGAAUGGCUACGAAUGCUUGGCGCAGGGUGUGGCAAGUGCGGCAUCUAACCAGGCAUUUAAUUUCCUGAUCUUCCUGCCUCUUCUGUUGCGACGUGUGUUACAUCUUUGA